Messenger RNA from Vicia villosa (hairy vetch), 342 nucleotides. RefSeq names its product cysteine proteinase inhibitor 5-like. The transcript has a single exon. NCBI's taxonomy places the organism in Eukaryota, Viridiplantae, Streptophyta, Magnoliopsida, Fabales, Fabaceae. The coding region runs from base 1 to 342 and encodes 113 amino acids. Gene Ontology annotation, molecular function: cysteine-type endopeptidase inhibitor activity. The record is from RefSeq and is a predicted model, not a curated record.
AUGAGAUUUCAAUCCCCUGUUCUUUCCAUCCUUGUUUUGUUGGCCUUUGCGGCCAUGAAUGAAGUUAUAUCAGAAGAAUGGAGGCCUAUCAAGGAAAUCAAUGAUCCAUACGUGAUUGGGGUCGCCGAUUUCGCUGUUAAUCAAUUCAACAAAAUAACAGGGGCUAAUUUGAAGUUUGAGAAAAUCAUCAAGGGUGAAUCACAAAUUGUCAAGGGAAAAAACUAUCGUUUCAUUCUUUCUGCUACUGACGGAGUUGUUUCUAACAAUUAUCAAGCCACUGUGUAUGACAUGCCAUGGGGAUACAUUAGGAACCUCACCUCAUUUGAAAUUGUUCAUGAGUAA